This is a messenger RNA of Babjeviella inositovora NRRL Y-12698, 1174 nucleotides long. RefSeq names its product arginase (gene CAR1). Gene Ontology annotation, cellular component: cytoplasm; nucleus; cytosol. The transcript has a single exon. The record is from RefSeq and is a predicted model, not a curated record. The coding region runs from base 154 to 1116 and encodes 320 amino acids. Gene Ontology annotation, molecular function: manganese ion binding; arginase activity. Lineage: Eukaryota; Fungi; Ascomycota; Pichiomycetes; Serinales.
CUCGCGUAACGGCAACAGUCUACAAAUGGCGCUGGGGCUUCAAAAGAAUAUAAAUAUGGCCGGCUUCCCACCUUCCUCAACUCUCUCUGAAUGUCUCCAUUACCGAUUAGCAUAGUACCCAAGUACACCUCAUACAUUACAUAUACGCAUAAAAUGGAAUCCACUCUCGAAUACAAGUACCACCCAAACAAGAAGGCCACCUUUGUGCUUGCACCAUUCUCCGGUGGCCAGGGAAAGUCUGGGGUUGAAGAUGGUCCAGAACACUUAAUCCAGGCUGGUAUCGAAUCCCAGAUCAAGGAGCUCGGCUGGUCCACCCAGGUUUCCGAGCCGUUGAAGAACACCAACUACGAAAGCUUAAAGAACGACGAUUCCGACACCCACGGUAACUGUAAGCGUCCAAAGAUCGUUGGUGAAGCUACCCAGAAAGUCUACGAAGCGGUUAAAUUUGCGGCCGAACAAGGCACCAUGCCUAUUACCUUAGGUGGUGACCACUCCAUUGCUAUUGGUACCGUUGCCGGGGUGCUUUCCAAGUAUCCUAACGCUGGUGUCUUAUGGAUUGAUGCCCAUGCCGACAUCAACACCCCCUUGACCACUGACUCCGGUAACUUGCACGGCUGCCCUGUUUCUUUCUUGAUGGGCUUGGAUCGCGAAUCAUACCCACCAAGCUUGCAGUGGGUGCCUGAGUGUUUAUCCACCAAGAAGAUUUCUUACAUCGGGUUGAGAGACAUCGACCAGGGUGAGAAAAAGAUCUUGAGAGAACACGGCAUUUCUGCUUUCUCGAUGUACCACGUUGAUAAGUACGGUAUCGCCAAGGUGGUUGAGAUGGCUAUGGCUGCUGUGAGUGGGGGCGAUAAGGACUGUCCAAUCCACGUGUCCUACGACGUUGACGCCAUUGAUCCACAGUUCGUUCCUGCCACCGGUACCCCAGUCAGAGGCGGUUUGACCCUUAGAGAAGGUAUGUAUAUUGUGGAGGCCGUGGCUGAGACUGGUAACUUGGUUGCUUUGGACAUUGUCGAAUGCAACCCAAGUCUCGGCACCGAAGAUGCCCAUAUUUUGGACACCAUCACCGCGGGCUGUGCCAUCGGCAGAUGCGCUUUGGGGGAGACCUUGUUGUAAAGAUGUACAUUAGAUAAGAAAUAUUAAUAAAGUAAAAACAAAGAAACGUAUGAAUGGU